GAACAGUCCUCUCGCCGUCUAUGUACUACUCCAGAUCAUUUAUAUAACUGAUGCAAAGUGUGUGUGAUGGUGGAAUCAUUUAUAUAACUGCUUUUAGCUGCUACUUAUAAAAAAGAAAAGGGAAACAUGGCCCAUUGCCAUUCUUCAUCAUCAUUUUCUCCAGAUCUUUGUCAGUCAGAAACACUAAUGCAAAGUGAAAUCCAUUGUUAUAAAACCCUAACCUAACUUCAUACCUCUUUCUUAUUUUCUUCUUCGCUUGCUAUUAAGAAAACUAUUAUGACUCAACUAUUUCGAUCCAAAACUUGUGGACUUAGAAAUAGAAGUAAAGAUUUUGAUUCAAAUCCAAAAAGUCCUUCCGGCCAUAAAAAUGAAGAACAAGAAGAUGAAUUUGAUGAUGAAGAAGAAGAAUGUGAAGAGGAAAGAGAAAAUGGAUAUUAUAGGAUGAAUCCAAUUUCAACACCAUUAAUUGUACCAGAAGAAUCUAGAGAGAGAAAGAAUGAAAAUAAUCAGCAGUUUCAGAUCUUGACAAUAUGCGUUGCAGCUUUAAGAAAAUCAGUAGCUACUUGUGGUGUUGAUAAAGAAGAGUUUUGUUCCUCGAUUGAUAUUAGUCCUCCCACUAAUGUUAAACACGUUUCUCAUGUUACAUUUGAUAGAUUUAAUGGUUUUCUUGGUCUACCUGUUGAAUUCAAACCCAAAGUUCCUACCAGGGUUCCAAGUGCCAGUUCAAGUGUUUUUGGAGUUUCUGCCGAGUUUAUGAAAUGUUCGUACGAUCACAGAGGAAACAGUGUGCCCACAAUUCUCCUCAUGAUGCAAAGGCGCUUGUACUUGGAAGGGGGUCUUCGAACCGAAGGAAUCUUCCGAAUCAACCCUGAAAAUACCCAAGAAGAGUAUGUCAGAGACCAGUUAAACAGGGGAGUUGUGAAGCAGGGAAUUGAUGUGCAUUGCGUGGCAGGUCUAAUAAAGGCAUGGUUCCGAGAACUUCCCUCAGGGGUACUCGACUCCCUUACACCGGAUCAGGUAAUGCAUUGCAACACAGAGUCGGAGUGUGUGCAACUCGUGAUGCUACUGCAGCCUACAGAUGCCGCAUUGCUCGACUGGGCCAUCAAUUUGAUGGCUGAUGUUGUGCAGAACGAGAAUCAGAACAAGAUGAAUGCACGAAACAUUGCUAUGGUGUUUGCACCUAACAUGACACAGAUGGCAAAUCCCUUGACUGCACUAAUUCAUGCUGUGCAAGUUAUGAAUUUUCUGAGAGCGCUUGUUAUGAAAACUGUCCAAGAAAGAAAAGAAUCUGGUUUUGAGUCUGGGGAGUUAUCUUCAUGCUCAGAGUUGGCGGAGAUCAGUGACCUGCAUCCAUCAUUGUCAGACAGUGAAACUGGUGAAUGGUCUUGCAAACGGACAACCAGGGAUACCAUUUCCUGUGGUUCCUUCUCAGGUGACCUCCUUCAUCUUAACCCUAGAAGCAGUUCGGGAUCUGCGAUUGAGCACUACCACGAAAGGAGUAUCAAUGAGGAAGGACAAACCAGUACGCCUGUCAAGUGCCAAAUUAGGACUAAAGAAAAUGGGUAUAAAGAUGAUACGAGAGAUGCAGAACGUUUCUUGGAUAGGUUGAGUUUGAGAAAAGGGGUGAGGAAACUUCGUCAGCACCCUGUGUUUCAGUUGAGUAAAUCAUUUAGAAAGCCCGCAGAAGAAGUUGACACAUGAAAGUACAGUUUGGUUUAUGGAAGCAGACCCGGCAUUAAGGAAAAGCCAUCAGUGCCUUUGCUUUGAGACACUGGCACAAGGGCCCAUUUGUAGCAUAGAGACUAUUUGCACAAGUUGAUUUGUUCUAGCGUAGAGACUAUUUGCACAAGUUGAUCAGUUGAGUAGAAUGAAAAUUAAGGGGCAUAAAAACAUGUUUACAUAAGAGUGCAAAGGAUAUAGUGAACAUAAAAGUAGCAGCAAAAUGCCCAAACCUCACUUCUCUUCAAGUGAACUUACUGGACAAUUGAUUCUUUGGGAAGAAUGAAAAUUAAGGGGCAUAAAAUAUAUUUACAUAGGGGUGCAAGGGCUUAUUAUAUGCUGACGAUAAAGGGAGCAGCAAAAUGGGAAACCUUACUUCUCUUCAAGUGCACUGAAUGGACAAUUCCUUUAUUUUAUUUUCUUUAAUCAACUUCGAGUUCUGAUUUAUUUACUUUUUUUAGUAUCUUAUAUUUAUUUAAUAGAAUUGAGAUAUAUAUAAUAGGUCUCAUAAAUUAAGGAGGAACUAGAUUUGUGCCCGUGCUACGCAUCGGUUUCUUCUUUUCAUUUGGUCUGCGUAGGGCUUCUCCCCACCCGGUGUACAUGCAUUUUUGGUUUGGUGUAUGCGGGGCUUCGUUCUAUCCCGUGUCGAUGUAUUUUUGGUUCGGUGUGGCAAGCGAAUACAUUAAAUAGAUGGAGAAAAAAAAAUUAUGCAUGGAUUUUAUUUAUUUA
This is a messenger RNA of Papaver somniferum (opium poppy), 2448 nucleotides long. RefSeq names its product rho GTPase-activating protein 5-like. Bases 277 to 1701 code for a protein of 474 amino acids. Gene Ontology annotation, molecular function: GTPase activator activity. The record is from RefSeq and is a predicted model, not a curated record. Gene Ontology annotation, biological process: signal transduction. The transcript is spliced from 5 exons. NCBI's taxonomy places the organism in Eukaryota, Viridiplantae, Streptophyta, Magnoliopsida, Ranunculales, Papaveraceae.